Molecule: messenger RNA, 3774 nt
Organism: Odontomachus brunneus
Lineage: Eukaryota; Metazoa; Arthropoda; Insecta; Hymenoptera; Formicidae
Product: aminopeptidase N-like
Exons: 12
Coding region: 299-3277 (992 amino acids)
Biological process (GO): proteolysis; peptide catabolic process
Cellular component (GO): cytoplasm
Molecular function (GO): metalloaminopeptidase activity; zinc ion binding; peptide binding
Source: RefSeq, a predicted model, not a curated record
GCGAGUCGCCAUCGGAACAGACCAUUUACCAAUCAUCCCUCGAAGAGUAUAGUACCUUCUUAACCGAGAGACUGGUCGUGAUAAGAUUAGAGGAGACAGCGACAUAUUUUUCACGAUACGUCGUACCGACGCUGCCUUAUAAGGCACGGGAUCUUAGCUGGGCAGGCUUUCAAUAAAUCUUGCCUCCGCGGGGAACGAGGCAACCUGUUCGGCUCUUCACCUCCGAUUAGCUCCAAGGAACAGUAAAGGAGAUUGGUGUUCGCACAAAAUUUUUCUUCCGCUCACAGCAGGAGCUACAAUGUCGAUCAUGAGAUUCCUGCUACCACUGGUACUUGUCUUGGCGACCUGUUGGGCACGUGAUCCUAUUUUCGAGGAAGUACAACCAGUAAUCUUCGAUUAUACUCAAGAGAUCGACUAUAAAUUGCCUCCUUCUGGUGUACGACCUACUAACUAUGAGAUCACUUUGCAACCAUAUUUCGAUGUUAAAGGAAAAGAGUUUAGUUUCGAUGGAAACGUUAAUAUUACUCUCGAUCGAGAGGAGUUGGAGACAAAAGCUAUAACAUUACAUUACGCCGCGAAUCUAACGAAUAUUGAAGCGGUUUUGCAAUAUUACUCGACUGUGGAAAUAGCACCCUUGGAAGAUAAUGAAUUGCAAAUAAACACAACAAUCAAAAGAAUAAAGCCAACUAAUAUAACCUAUGAAUCACAUACAAAUUUCAUAACACUCAAUUUUGAAGAUAAUAUUCCUUUGCCUAGCGUGGCUGAAAAUUUUACUUUAGCUUUGAGUUACACUGGAACCUUGAUACACGAUGAUCUAUAUGGAUUUUAUAGAAGUUCUUACGGAGAAGGGGAUGAUGAAGAAUGGCUUGCAACAACCCAGUUCGAGCCUAUAUACGCAAGAAGAGCCUUUCCUUGCUGGGACGAACCGGACAUAAAAGCAACAUUUGACAUCAUUAUUAAACACCCAUCGGAUUAUACGGCAAUCUCGAAUAUGGGGGAAAAACCGAAGAAAAAAGAUACAAAGAAGAAGGGAACACAAGACAAUAAUGACAUAGUAGAAACGCGAUUCGAAACGACACCAAAAAUGUCCACCUACCUCGUGGCAUUUGUAAUUUCAAAAUUCAAUGAUAACUCAAAUAGUGAUAAAGAUUUUACUAUAUGGACGAAACCCGGUGACGAAGACAGCACAGAAUUUGCCUUGGAUAAUGGACAAGAAAUAUUAGUGGAAUUGGAGUCUUAUACCAAUAUUAAAUACUACACAUCUUUGAAGCCAAACGAAAAUUCAAUGCAUAUGUCGAAGAUGGAUCAAGUUAGCAUCCCCCAAUUUCCGGCAGGUGCUAUGGAGAAUUGGGGUCUGGUGACGUACAGGGAACCUCUUCUUCUCUCCAUGGAAAAUGUUACAUCCACGCGAGGCAUACAAGAUACAAUGACAGUGAUAGCUCAUGAGUUUGCUCAUCAAUGGUUUGGCAACUUGGUGACUCCCAAGUGGUGGAACCACAUCUGGCUGAGCGAAGGCUUUGCCACAUUUUUCCAAUAUUUCAUCCCCGACAAUAUACAAGGCGAGGAGUGGCGUCUUAUGGACCAAUUUGUCAUCAAGGUUAUGCAAGGGUCUGCAUUUGUCACCGACGCAAGUGCCGUGACUCAUAGUUUGGAUCAAGACGCGCCGUCUCCUGAACAAAUUCUACACUUGUUCGACAAUAUCGCCUAUAAAAAAGGCGCUUGUGUUAUUCGCAUGAUGCAACAUGUCCUGACGGAAACCCAUUUCCAAAAUGCACUCAAACAAUAUCUCAAAAAUAACAUGCACGAAUCUGUUUCACCUAAAGAACUGUACAAAGCCAUGCAGGAUGAAAUUGAUAAAAAUACAAAACCAAAAAUUGAAACACCAGUGGAAAUUGAAAUCAUUACAAACUCUUGGGUAACCCAACCGGGAUAUCCUGUUAUUACAGUAAAAAUAAAUAACAAAACUGGUGAUGCGACAAUAACCCAGCAACGAUUCUUCCUGUCGGGACCCUCGUCGGUAGAUAAAACCAAAUGGUACAUACCAAUUAACUAUGUCACGCAAGAAGACCCCGCAAUCAAGGAUACGGCAACCAAGGCAAAGGCGUGGUUGGAAUCGACAAAAUCAUCGACUUCUAUAAAAAAAGUCGUGAAAGAUAAAGAUAAAUGGGUGAUUUUCAACAAUCUUCAAACAGGAUAUUACCGCGUGAAUUAUGAAGAGUCUAAUUGGAAUUAUUUGGCGGCAUACUUGAACACGGAUAACUACAAUAACAUCCACCCGGUCUCUCGCGCCCAGCUGAUCGACGAUUCGAUGAAUCUCGCGCGCGCAGGAUACUUGUCGUAUACUAGCGCGUUGCCGAUUACCAAUUACCUUCACAGGGAAACCGACUACAUCCCAUGGUACGCGGCUUUCAGAGCUUUCGAUUACUUGGAUCGCAAUUUACAAGGCAUGAAGAACUAUGAAAAUUUGCAGAAUUAUAUUGUUCAAAAGCUGAAUGCAUAUGCGAAUAUGGUCGAGUUCACGGACACGCCGAAAAACACCACGUAUUUCUAUCAACUCGGCAGAGAAUUGGCGCUUGAAAUGUCUUGUACAUACGGAUUCGAAGAAUGCUUGAAAUACACGCAGCAAAGGCUCAGUACGUGGCUCAGCGACAACAAGAACGAAUUGCCCGUAGACUUGCAAUACGGAAUACUUUGCGCCGGAGUACGACAAGCGGACCAAAAGACAUGGAACACGACUCUGGAGAAGUACAAGAACAGCACAGAUCCCAAUGAGAAAGUGAUGAUCUGGAACGCUCUUGGUUGCGCUCAACAUAAGGAAGUCAUACAGACCUUCCUCGAGGUAUCGCUCCAGGAUAAGAUCGAAGACAUCGAUAUUUUCGACACAAUAAACAUAAUUGCCACAAAUAACUAUAAGUCCUUCGACGUAGUCAUGGACUUCAUAUUUGAAAAUAUCGAGGAGAUUUAUGAGAAGGACAACGACACGUUGAAGCUUACCGCAAAUGUCAACCAACUCUCUUCUCAGAUCAUUAACAACGAACAGUACGGCAAGAUGUUGCUUCUCGCAAUACGGGGACAUAUUCAGGUUGAUCACAAUUUUCCGGGAUGGUUCAAAGGAAAAGAGAAUCUUGACUGGAUCGAGAGGAACCAACAGGUGAUUUCUAAAUGGGUGGAAGAAAAUUACCACCCACCCAAAGGUGGAAAUGGGAACUCCGCAACUUCCAUCACUUCGAUGUCGUUCCUCAUGGUGAUCUCAGUACUGAUCGCACGAUUCUAUUAAAAACAUCAAGUAAUACACCUCGCGGCAGGCACGCUCACGCGCGCAAUUCCUCUGUCGCGCUGCAAAACCUUCGACCGACCGAUCGAGUUGAACCCAUCGAACUUUCACGAUCUCACCGGCGUUCUCGGCCUCACCAAGAACGAUUUGGCUGCAGAGACAUACGUCACACGUGGCGUCGACGUCGAGAGCGAAAUUGGAAUUUCUCGCGGGUGUAUCACACCUUACCAAUCUUACAUCAGUCGCGAUUUCAAGUUGUGGCUCGAUGCACACGUGGCAAAAUUUAGAGGAAAUUAAAGACGUCCUCGGAUGAACGUCGUCCGAAACGUCACGACAUAUUCGCCGACGAGUCACGGCUCGGAAAUCAGGUCCAUUUUGCACACCGUAGGAUUGACAAAAUUAAUGCCGUAUAAUUAUAGUUACAAAUUUUAAUACAUAUAAUAUAUAAUUAUGUGAUUAUGUACAAUACGAUUGUAAAUACAUGCUAUUUAUACCACCUA